GUAGGCCCCGUACUCGCUCUGCACUUUACCGCGGUCCUUGGGCGGGCAGCUUUGCGCUUGAUGGUGAACUUGCCUGCCAGGCUCACCCAGCCCCUCCUCCCAUUCGGUCUUCCCCGCCGCAGCCUCUGCCGGCCGCAACUGCGCAGGCGUCCACGCGGGCGUGGGCGGAGGGAAUGGAAAUGAGGCUGGGCCCUGCGGCUCGCGGAACUCCCUCCUCCUCUGCCCUCCCCGUCGCGCGGUGGUGCAGCUCCGUGGGUCCGAAGGCAGCGCGACAGCGGCUGGGGCAGCCGGAGUGGCCGAGGAGGGAGGGGCUCGGAGCCCCGCCCCCGGGGAGGGGCGGUCCCGCAGGUCUCCCUUCUGUCUUCCACGGCUGCAAUCCACACCGGGAAUGAAAUUUACCAGCAAGAAAGUCGAGGCUGACGCGGCGUCAAAGGACUGAGACUAAGCCCAAAACCUGGUUCCUGUGUCAGCAAGAUGCUGGAUCGAGGUGCGAAGUCAGAGGCUGAGGGCACAGAUCCUAGUCCUACUGGCAAGGAUCCGGUGACCAAAGCAGUUGAAAGCGGCCCUGCCUCUCCCCACCAGGCCCCGCUGCAGAAGCCCAACCAGUCGGCUCCAGGGCCCUCCAAGUCUGGGGGCAUGCCUUCUCGGCCCCGCCGGCGGCCCCCACCCCAGCGCCUGCACCGCUGCCCUGACUGUGACAAGGCCUUCUCCUACCCGUCCAAGCUUGCCACUCACCGGCUAGCACACGGCGGCACCCGACCCCACCCGUGCCCCGACUGCCCCAAGGCCUUUUCCUACCCCUCCAAGCUGGCAGCCCACCGCCUCACACACAGUGGUGCCCGCCCGCACCCCUGCCCACACUGCCCAAAGGCCUUCGGCCACCGCUCCAAACUGGCAGCCCACCUCUGGACCCAUGCUCCCACCCGUCCCUACCCAUGCCCUGAUUGCUCCAAGUCCUUCUGCUACCCCUCCAAACUGGCAGCCCACCGCCACACGCACCACGCCAAUGAUGCCCGCCCCUAUCCUUGCCCACACUGCCCCAAGGCCUUCUCCUUUCCCUCCAAGCUGGCUGCCCACCGCCUAUGUCACGACCCCCCCACCGCACCGGGCAGCCAGGCCACUGGCCAACACCGAUGCUCCAACUGUGGCCAGGCCUUUGGCCAGAGACGCCUCCUGCUUGUUCAUCAACGCAGCCACCACCAGGCAGAGGGCCAGGGGGAGAGAGAGUGAGCACUCCCUUUGGCUCACAGGUGGCCCUCUGCCAGCCAGCUCUGGUCAAUAAAAUGGUGGGAUUUCUAAGCCCGGCUGUAUGGACUUGGCUCUUCCGGAUAGGGGGCAGGGUGAGAGAUUUGCCAUUUACACUGGGUUCAGACUCAGAAGCCUGAGGAACUUUGCUCACCUGGAGGGGUAGGUGUCAACCUGAGUUAACACUGGGUCCCAAACGUUGGACCUGGAGCUGUGGUUGAUGGCACUGGUUCAGUGUGGUUCUUCCCACCCAUUUCUAAGGCAAAGGUAAAGCCUGCUAGCAUCCUGGGUUGCUGAGGAAUGCAGGCAAACAGGCUCUCCUGUUGUUGGAAGUUUAACUUGGUGUCUCUACUUUGGCCGCAUGACUGGAUCUGAGACAUUUAAAAUACACAUUUGCGUGUUUCAGCUAUCCCACUUGUAGGGAUUUCUCCCAUAAACUCAAAAUAUGUGAAAAAGACAUAAAGGUAAGGAUGUCCACUGCAGUGUGAUGGUUUCAAAAGACUGGGAACAGCCCAUGUGCCCACCCAUCAGCAGGGGCCAGCUAAUGAAUGACAGUGCAGCCCAGAAUGGACUGUGCAGGGAGAAGGCAGCACUGCCUUAGAGUGGAAAGAGCCCGAGACGACUAAGUGAUGAAGGCGAGCACAAGGAAAUGCCCACACCACAGAACCGGCCCUGCCACUCCUCAGGAGUCUGGGGGCUAAGGACAAGAUCUGUCACUUCUCUAAACUUGGAUCUCCUAUCUGUAAAAUGGGAACGUUGUAAGGCAUUUGUUGGGGGGCAGUCAGCUCUCCUUUUGGAGUCUUAUUCUCCUACUACAAAAUAAGGAUGAGUGUGCUAACAUUGGACAGCUCUGUUCCAGAUAUGUAUUAAGCACCUACUGUGUGCUGCAUCCCCAUGGGGUGUUAGGGACAUAGCAGUGAAGACAGAACUGGUCUAGUGAGGACAGUGGGCAGUAAUCAAACCAAGCCUGACCCAAGCCAAAAAACAAGUCAGGUCUGUUUACAGGAACAAGUCUGGGAGCCCUGGUUUGCUGCCCCCUCCACAGGAUUACUUUAAGGCUGUAGUAGUGACAUCUUUCUUUGGUGUUGGCUUGGAAACAGGCCAAUGGAAGGGAACUGAGAGUUCAGAAAUUGACCUGUGCUUAUACUGACCAACUAUCUGUAGAUCAGGGGUGGCCAGCGUUUCCUGUGAAGGGCCAGUGUGUAUUCUUAGGUUAUACAGGCCAUGUAUCUGCCAGCUAGUCACCUCUGCUGCUGGAGCAGCAAAGCAGUGCUACACAUUAUUAUGCACACUUGAAGGAAUGUGGCUGUGUUCCAAUAAAACUUGCUCACCAAAACACUCAGUGAGCUGGAUUUUGCCUGUAGGACCCAGUUUGCCAACCCCUACUGUGGAUGAGUGGGGAAAGGACAGACUCAAUAAAGAGGCUGAUCAAUCCCCAGCACCAAAAAAAAAAAAAAAGUUUAAAGAGGC
Molecule: messenger RNA, 2715 nt
Organism: Sciurus carolinensis (gray squirrel)
Lineage: Eukaryota; Metazoa; Chordata; Mammalia; Rodentia; Sciuridae
Gene: Znf575
Product: zinc finger protein 575
Exons: 4
Coding region: 475-1230 (251 amino acids)
Biological process (GO): regulation of transcription by RNA polymerase II
Cellular component (GO): nucleus
Molecular function (GO): RNA polymerase II transcription regulatory region sequence-specific DNA binding; DNA-binding transcription factor activity, RNA polymerase II-specific
Source: RefSeq, a predicted model, not a curated record